Messenger RNA from Salvia splendens (bonfire salvia), 840 nucleotides. RefSeq names its product protein PHYTOCHROME KINASE SUBSTRATE 2. NCBI's taxonomy places the organism in Eukaryota, Viridiplantae, Streptophyta, Magnoliopsida, Lamiales, Lamiaceae. Gene Ontology annotation, biological process: phototropism. The transcript has a single exon. The coding region runs from base 1 to 840 and encodes 279 amino acids. The record is from RefSeq and is a predicted model, not a curated record.
AUGUUGAUGCCAGUGCAAUCUGUGGCUCUGUCUCACUCCAAAAUCAUAAAAAACAGCACUAGUAGGGCAGCCUCAUUCGCCCCCGAUCGCCUUUCACUUGCCAAGAACACACGGCAAGAGAAAGAAAUCGACGUAUUCGAUGCAUGGAACUACUUCAACGAAGGGCUGAGGCACACUCCCAAAAUCUGCACCAAGAGUUUGCCCAAUCACCAUCACCCUCAGAACCUCAAGAAAGAAGUUGUCCAAACUGCAGUCAAGGAACAUCCGCCACUCGAACCCGAGAAGCCAAGCAAGAAGAGCUUGCUUGCUACCAUUGGCUGGAACUGCUCCUGCUUGACCAUGAGUGGAAGAUCAAAACCAGGAAACAAAAGCAGGAGAGCCCAAUUUGGCUCCCCAAUCCCCAUAAAAGGGAACAACUGCUUCAACGCGGCCACAAACCUAGCCAUGCUCACUUGGGAUGAGGACUUCAAAAUCCCUUCAACUUCAAGCGAAACGCACAACGACACUGACAGCGAUGCAAGCUCAGAUUUGUUCGAAAUCGAGAGCUUCUACAUCGACAACCCUUUUGAACCCACAACAUGCUAUGAUGCUCCGAGCAUAGAGUGGAGCGUUGUCACUGCCAGCGCUGCAGAUUUCUCAGACUCAGACGAAGCAUCCUCCACCAUCCUGAUGCCGUGUAUAAGGAAAUCCGGCUUGAACGCGAAAACUGCUUCCUUCAGAGAAAUGCCAAAGAUUCGGCCGAGUUUUCUCUCAGGCUGCAAGAGUCAGAAAGCUGUUGGAGUUGUGGGAGAUGCACAGACGAGAAGACGGCCCGUCACGCCCAUGAUAACAGCAAGCUGA